Messenger RNA from Spea bombifrons (plains spadefoot toad), 2965 nucleotides. It is a transcript of the gene PTPRE, whose product is annotated as protein tyrosine phosphatase receptor type E. Gene Ontology annotation, molecular function: protein tyrosine phosphatase activity. Gene Ontology annotation, biological process: protein dephosphorylation. The transcript is spliced from 20 exons. The record is from RefSeq and is a predicted model, not a curated record. Lineage: Eukaryota; Metazoa; Chordata; Amphibia; Anura; Pelobatidae. The coding region runs from base 509 to 2596 and encodes 695 amino acids.
UAAGGAAUCCAAUCACAGACCAGGGGCUUGUCCCUGCUACAAUGUAUUGGAAUAGACUGGAUGUGAAUUGGCCUGCCUUGCAGUGACAGGGGGAGCUUCACACUCAAUCAGGGGAGCAGCCAACACACCCCCAGCUCCUGUGGAGGAGGAACGCAGCAUCUUGUGUAGGAGACACUUUGCAUCUCGUAUAGUAAUCUGCGUGGUCAGGGUUGGACAUUUAGGUGGCCGGACAGCAGCCUCCUUCUGACUCAUUCCUAAGCCCCUCCGCGUUAGAGAGAGUGUCAGGACGUCUGUGGAAUUCUGUGGCUGAUUGCUGCGUUCCAGCACAUGGGAGGGAGGUGGUUCUUCAUUCCGAUGCUUGAGUAAUAUCGCUCGGGAAAUGAGGUGCAUUGGUGCUGAGAGGAGAGCAGUGCUGGCCCCAGGAAGCGCAGCGCAGAGCCAGCGCCGGUGUGAUGCAUGACACGCAGUGACAAGCGACACGGAGGCGCAGUGCAGCUCAAAAAAAACCAUGACAGGACAUCUCUUAUCACUAACUGUCUACUUUGGCAUCACGCUUUAUGGAGUCCUGGCUACAGAAUUAAAUGGAACAACACCAGCUUACACCAUCUCACCAACUUCUACAAACUCUCCUGAGAAGGACACAGGUUCUUUGAUUACCUCGGUAUUGGUUCCUCUGAUUGUGUGCUUCCUUCUCAUCCUCCUGGGUGGAUACCUAUUAAGGUCCAGAAAACACAGAAAAGCAGAUGUUAACUCCAGUGAUAAGAAGAUGCCCAAUGGAAUCUUAGAAGAACAAGAACAACAAAGAGUGAUGUUGCUCAGCAAUUCCCCCACUGUCUUCAAGAAGUAUUUUCCAAUUCCAGUGGAGAAUUUGGAAGAAGAGGUCCGGAUAAGAUCAGCAGAUGAUGGAAAACUGUUUCGAGAGGAGUAUAAUUCAUUACCACCCGGUAAUAUACAUGGAUCACUUGAAGUGGCAAAUAAGGAAGAAAGCAAAGAGAAGAACCGAUAUCCCAAUAUACUUCCCUAUGACCACUCCAGAGUUAUUUUAACAACAGCUGAAGGAGUGCCGUGUUCAGACUACAUUAACGCUUCGUACAUAGAUGGCUAUAAGGAAAAGAAUAAAUUUAUAGCUGCUCAAGGCCCAAAACAAGAUACUGUCAACGACUUCUGGAGAAUGAUUUGGGAGCAAAAAUCAGCUACAAUAGUCAUGCUCACCAACCUGAAAGAAAGAAAAGAGGAAAAAUGCUACCAGUACUGGCCUGACCAAGGCUGUUGGCUGUAUGGAAAUAUAAGAGUCUCUGUCGAAGAUGUGAUAGUACUCGUAGACUACACAGUCCGCAAGUUCUGCAUACAACCUGUGCAUGAUGGAUGCAAAGCUCCCAGGCUGAUAACACAGCUGCAUUUUACCAGCUGGCCUGACUUCGGAGUGCCCUUCACGCCAAUCGGCAUGCUGAAAUUCCUAAAGAAAGUGAAAUCACUAAAUCCAGCUCAUGCUGGACCCAUCAUUGUCCACUGCAGUGCUGGUGUAGGACGAACAGGCACCUUUAUUGUGAUAGAUGCCAUAAUUGACAUGAUGAAUGAAGAAAAGAAGGUUGACGUCUAUGAUUUUGUUAGCAAAAUCCGGAAUCAGCGUCCUCAGAUGGUUCAAACUGAAAUGCAGUAUUCAUUCAUUUAUCAAGCCUUAUUGGAGUACUACCUCUAUGGCGACACAGAACUUGAUGUGGCCUCUUUGGAAAAGCAUCUCCAAACUCUCUACAGCCCAGCGCCACAUUUUGAAAAAAUCGGGCUUGAACAAGAAUUUAAAAAAUUAACAAAUGUUCGGAUAAUGAAGGAGAACAUGAGAACAGGGAAUUUGCCAGCCAACAUGAAGAAAGCCAGGGUGAUUCAGAUUAUCCCAUAUGACUUCAACAGAGUUAUUCUUUCAAUGAAGAGAGGAGAAGAAUACACAGAUUAUAUCAAUGCUUCAUUUAUUGAUGGCUAUCGACAAAAAGACUAUUUUAUUGCCACUCAAGGACCUUUGCCACACACCGUGGAAGAUUUCUGGAGAAUGGUGUGGGAAUGGAAGUCUCACACAAUUGUCAUACUCACAGAGCUGCAAGAAAGAGAGCAGGAAAAAUGCUGUCAGUACUGGCCUUCGGAGGGUUCGGUAACAUAUGGAGAAAUCAGCAUAGAAAUUAAAAGUGACCGUAUUGUAGACACAAUAAGUGUGAGAGACUUCAUAGUUACAUGUAGCCAGGAAAAAAUUACCAGUUUGGUUCGGCAAUUUCAUUUUCAUGGCUGGCCCGAAAUAGGGAUUCCCGUGGAAGGGAAAGGAAUGAUUGACUUGAUUGCAGCCGUCCAGAAACAGCAACAACAAACAGGAAAUCAUCCUAUCGUCGUGCAUUGCAGUGCUGGUGCUGGCAGAACAGGAACAUUCAUUGCCCUCAGCAAUAUCUUGGAGCGAGUGAAAGCCGAAGGGCUUCUUGAUGUUUUCCAAACUGUGAAAAGUUUACGCAUGCAGAGGCCUCAUAUGGUGCAAACUCUGGAACAGUAUGAAUUCUGCUACAAAGUGGUACAAGACUUCAUUGACAUAUUUUCAGAUUAUGCAAAUUUCAAGUAAAGGGCUUAGUCGUAAAAAAAAUGAUUCAUAUGUGUAAUCAUGUAAUAUUCAGAAUAUAUUUGUAAGUUAAUGCGUCUUGGUUUUGAAAAAAAGCUUAUUUUGUAUUCUCCUCUACUACCAAAUUACAACGUGCUAUGUGCUUCUUCUUAAAUUGUUAAACACAGCAGCAUUUCCGUGUUGUAUAAAGACAGAAAAUACCAAUCAUGAUGGGAAGCAGACCUAUGUAUAGUAAUGUAUAUAUUUAUUUAUUUACAACAUAAGAUGUAUAUUACAAUGCCAUACAUUUUCAGAGACUAUACAAAUUUCUAUUUGUUGUUUGCUUUUUAUGUCAUAAAUAUUGAAAAAAAAAUUAAAUACCAGAAGAUAUAA